Prorocentrum cordatum is the source of this 435-nucleotide messenger RNA. NCBI's taxonomy places the organism in Eukaryota, Dinophyceae, Prorocentrales, Prorocentraceae. The record is from the annotation of a GenBank genome assembly.
AUGCCUAAUCGAGACAUCAAUCUCAGCUUCUUCGAGAACACCUUCAGCAACGGCGUGAGGAAGACCGUGUCCAUGCUGCACUGUCGGUCGGACAUCCACGGUGUCGGAAGUUCUAUGCAAAGAUCUCGCUCCUCGACCAACCAGUCUCGCAGCCCACAGGACCCAGGCGCGGGGCGAUUGGACUGCAUGGGCGGCAUCACCAAAAUCAUGAGCACGUCGUCUCGAAGGAGCAGCCGCUGCUCCAAGGUUUCCUACGACGCAGACAGCAUGACGUCGUCUCCGAGGAUGGCCACCAUGGAGAGGGGCGUCACCCCAAACAGCAGGAACAGCAGAUCGAGCUCACCACAUCCGUCGCCGCAGUGUUCCCCAAAAUCGCCGCAGCAGCCUUCGCCGGUGCUUGCCAACCUGCUGAUCGAACCUACUUUUUCGGUGUAG